AUGGGAUUGAAAAACCAUAUGAAUCUGGAUCUGAGUCGGAAUCUGAAUCUGAAUGUGAAUGUUUUGAAGAAGAAGAGAAAUUUAAAAAAGGUAAAGAUGGUGGUAUCAAAGGUGGAUAUGCAAGAGGAGAUGGUAAAGAUGGAAAUGCGAGCAAUCGCAAAAGCAAAGGUGGGAAGUUUUAAUUUAGUAUCACAAGGAAGUGAUAAACAGCAAGAUGAAUUGACAAUUGCAAAAUUGAAAGAAAAUAAAGUUGUAAAAGAAAAUGAACUUUUUGGAAUGAAUGAUGAGAUUGAAGAGUUGGAAAAGCGUGCAGGGAAGUUUUGGAAAUGGAAAGGUGGGUCUAAAAAUAAAGAAUAUUCUGGUUUUAAAGAAGAAGAUUAUAUUGAAGAAGACAAAGUUUCUAAAAAGAAGGUGAUAAAGGACAAGUUGAUUGGUAAAUUUAAAAAACAGGGGGAUAACGAGUUUGGUUUGUCGGCUGAUGAUGACCCUGAUGACAGGGAUUUGGUGGAUGAGUUGUUGCUCAGGGUGUUUAAUCUGUUAAAGGGUUCGGGGUUCAUUAACGAUAUUAUUAGGAUGUCUUUGACUGAUCCACGUGUGAGACUGGGAAUGAUUGAUAUGACUAUACGAUUAUUGAAUGCAGAAGUGAUUCCAUGGGAUGAUAUUUUUAUUGCUUUGAAACGGCAUGGUUUGGCUAUUGAUGUGAUUAAGUUUACUUUUACUGAUGCUCAAACAAGAGUUGGAUUGGCUGCAUUUGUUAUUGAAUUGUUGCCUGCUUUGGUGACUUCUGGGGCUCUUGACCUAAGACAGAUUCUUGAAACAGUUCCAAGACUUCAAGAGGAGCUGAUUAAAAUGUACAAUGGUGGUAAUCGGACACAUAACUCAACCGACCCGGCUGACAGUGGAAACAGAAAUCAUGGAUUUGAAGAUAGUGUUGGUAGUAUAAUUGAUAGUGAAAAUCAAGCUGAAAGUGGUAUCAAUGAACAUGUUAUCCCAAAAAAGAAUUCAUCGUCAAUAAACCCAAUUUCAAAGGAAACUCCUACUCCAGAUGUACCAAAAGUGACAAUUCCAAGUGAAAAGAAUAGCUCUGACAAUUACAAUGAUCAAGUGAAAAAUGAUGGGAAGGAAUCAAAGUCAUCGUUGAAUGAUAAAGAAAAAGAAAAACCAAUGAACUUACCUGAUGUCCCUUUAAUUGAUAAUCCAAAGAACUGGGAUGAUAAGACAUUGGAAGAAAAAGUGGAGGAAUAUAAAAAACUAAAGGAGCAGUAUGAUGAAGCAAGGAGGAAACUAGUGACUAAUGAAAAUCUGGAUUUGAUACGAGAUCAUACUUAUUUCAAUAACCCGGAAAAAUUGAAGAACAUUAAACCAUUGUUUCCCAAGACUGGAGUGAAGUAUACUAACAAUACUAGUAAUGGUACUGUUGGCAAUCAUGCUGCUCCUUAUCCAAGAGUGAGAAUAUUUUAUGAUGGUACUUUUGUUCCCAAUUACCCAGUUGAUUUUAAACCUCCUAUUGCUGGUGGUCCUCUGACUAAUUUUGAACCUAAUUCCAAUUCAAUUAAACCUAAUGCUGAACCUACUGUUGGUGUUGCAACAUAA
Molecule: messenger RNA, 1593 nt
Organism: Candida albicans SC5314
Lineage: Eukaryota; Fungi; Ascomycota; Pichiomycetes; Serinales; Debaryomycetaceae
Exons: 1
Coding region: 1-1593 (530 amino acids)
Source: RefSeq, a predicted model, not a curated record